AUGUUACCAACACCAAGAGAAACCAAUCAGUAAAUGAAUAAAUUAGGUGAGCAAUCCAUUAAGGGAAACGACUUUUCAGUUAAGAAAACCUAAAAGACAAAAGAUUAUAAUUUAGAAGCCAUGUAUAAUUAUUAUUAAACAACUACUAAGAUAGCCAAUAUAUUAAAAUUCAUAAGAAAGUUUAUCGAAUUGCAAUAGUAAUAAGUCUAGUUCCAAAAAUUCCAUCGGAUUUGAUUAGUAACCCAGUUAUAUCGAAGAGUAGUAAUGGAAAUCCUCUCAUUAUCAUACAAAUACUGCGCCUGUUCAUUUGUAUUAAAACAUUGCUGAGAACGAUGCAGCAUUUUUAAUAAAAGAUUAAGAUACAGGUAUUAGUAAUUUAGAACCUAGGAAAUGUUUAUGAUAUUAGAAAUACAGAAAAGAUCCCUGUGAACAGAGAGUACAUGACAAAAUUGAAGAAGAGACAUAAAUCAGCAUGGUAAGGUUGGUGGUAAUAGAAAAAAGAGAACAAUCGAAGUUUAUUAAAUUAUGUUAAAUCGAAUAAUAUAAAGGAAGUGGAGAAACUUUUAGAGAUUGCAUCCAAGGAUUUGAAACCUGAAAUAAAUAUAAGAGAUGACUCUGGUAUUAAAUAUUAUAAUUUAAAAAGGAUUGAUUCCAUUACAUUAUAGCUGCAUGAAUCAGAACUACGAAUUAGCAUUAUUACUUUUAAAAAAUGAGGCUGAUUGCGACUUAACAAAUUCACAAGGAUAAACAGCAUUAGGUAUUUGUGCUUAAAAAGGGUGUGAAUACAUCUUGUCAUUGUUGUUAACUAUAGGUGCUGAUAUUAAUCACAUGGACAAUCUUUAAAAUACUCCAUUGCAUUAUGCUUGUUAUUUUUGUAAAUUAAUGGCGUAAUCUUAGAACACAAGAGGAUUGCUGAAAUUUUAUUGGCUAGGCCUUCAAUAAUGAUAAAUAUUAGGAAUCUGGAUGGCAAAACACCUUAUGAUUUAGUCCAACAUUGUCCUGCUCUGAAAAUACUAUUUGAUAAACACUAGAAGGUAGUGAAUCAACUUAAUUAAGAUGAAAUAAGAUUCAUUUAACUUAUGUUAAAGAGUUAGAAUCUUUGAAGAAUCUAAUGAAAGAGUAAUCACUUCCCCUAAUAGUAAAUAAUAAGCAAAUGCUUAUCAAAUGUUGGUGCGUUGUUAAUCUCCAUAAAAAGUUGAAUACAUGAAUUCUCAUUCAAAUAGAUCAACAGCCUACAUCCAUCCUGCAUAAGAUUAUACUGAAGUAAUUGGACCAUCUUCAAUUAGAAUAAUAUUACAAAUAGGUAAAGGCUCAUUUGGGGAUGUUUAUUUGGUUGAAAAGAGAAUAACUGGUAGACCUAAUCAAGGACCAAAAUUGGCUAUGAAGGUUUUACCUAAGAAUAAAUUCCUUGGAUAAAAUUUGCUAAGGUAUGCUUUAACCGAAAGAAAUAUUCUGUCUUAUUUGAAUCAUCCAUUUAUUGUUAAAUUAAGAUAUGCAUUUUAAACAAAUACUCAUUUAUGUUUAUUAAUGGACUUUUGUCCUGGGGGUGAUCUAUCUAAAUUAAUACAAAGACAAUAAAGAUUAUCAGAACAAUAAGCUAAAUUGUACUUUGCUGAAAUAUUGACUGCAUUGGAACACUUACAUUAAAAUGACAUUAUAUACAGAGAUUUAAAGCCUGAGAAUGUUGUCAUUGACCAAUAUGGACAUGCUAUGUUAACAGAUUUUGGAUUAUCAAAAGAAGGAAUUCAUGACAAUUAUGGAGCCAAAAGUUUUUGUGGCUCUAUGGCAUAUUUGGCUCCUGAAAUGCUAAAAAGAGUCGGUCAUGGUAGGGCUGUUGAUUGGUAUCAUAUGGGUAAUUCAAUUUGAUUACAGCUAGGGAUCUUAUUAUAUGAAAUGAUUACUGGUCGACCCCCAUAUUUCUCGGCCAAUAGAGAUGAAAUGAUAUACAAUAUCGAAUAAAAUAACAUUCAAUACCCAGAAACAAUCACAAAAGAAUGCAAAUCUAUGAUAUAAUCUCUCUUAAUUAAGAAUCCUAUGUAGAGACUAGGUGCCUCCUAAAGAGAUGCCGAUGAGAUUAAGGAUCAUCCAUUUUUAAAAUAAAUAAAUUGGAAGGAUUUAUUAAAUAGGUAUUCUUCAUUAAAUAUAAAUAAAGAAAAUAUAAACCACCAAUUCCAGUAAUUAAUGAAGAUAUACUUAAUUAAGAAUUCGAUAUACCUUUUGAUUUUAUACUUUCUGCAGAUAAAUCUAGCGCAAUUAAUUACAUUAAUGGUUGGUCAUUUGUUAACAAUGAUUUUGUACAAUUUUGA
This is a messenger RNA of Paramecium octaurelia, 2306 nucleotides long. The record is from the annotation of a GenBank genome assembly. NCBI's taxonomy places the organism in Eukaryota, Ciliophora, Oligohymenophorea, Peniculida, Parameciidae.